UUUCAGCAGGGAAAUAAUUCCGUUGAGCAAGAAAAAACAGAACGACGUUUGAUAAGCAAGACUGAAGAGCUUCAAGCUACGCUCGCCGAAUUAACGGAGUCGCUUAAUGCAAGCUUUGCAAACGGCGAAGGUCUCGAUGAAAAUGCAGGUCAAUUAGUGCUGCGACAGAUGACCGAAAAAAUUAACGCCCUCACGGAGGAGAAUCAUAACCUAACAGCAUAUCCAUCAUUGUCUGUGUCGAACUUCAGUUCAGACUGGUCCGAUGGACGGGCUUUCUGCGCCCUCAUUCACAACAUACGACCAGACUUGGUGGACCGUACGCAGUUGAGUCAAAACGGUUGUGCAGAACUUGCUGUGAAGGCGGCAUCGAAGAUAGGUGUCAAUAUCGAGUUGGGCAUCUUCUCUAAACCUACUCCCGAUUGGAAGCAUGUGAUGGCUGCUGUAUUUGAGUUAUAUAAGAAAUACGAAUCCAUAGAAGAUAGUCGCCUUUGA
Strongylus vulgaris is the source of this 492-nucleotide messenger RNA. The record is from the annotation of a GenBank genome assembly. Lineage: Eukaryota; Metazoa; Nematoda; Chromadorea; Rhabditida; Strongylidae.